AUGCCGGAAGUACGCUCGCAUUCUGCCCUCCGACAGGGAUGGGGUGGACGCGAGGUGGAGGAGUGGGGGCGAGUCGUCGUGCUGAGUCGGGGGCGCCGCGACAUUGUGGGAGGCUCCCCACCCGCCCCACCCCAUUCCGCCCCACCCCAUUUCCGCCCCACCCCAUUCAGCCCCACCCCAUUUCCGCCCCACCCCAUUUCCGCCCCACCCCAUUCAGCCCCACCCCAUUCCGCCCCACCCCAUUUCCGCCCCACCCCAUUCCGCCCCACCCCAUUUCCGCCCCACCUCAUUCCGUCCCACCCCAUUCCGCCCCACCCCUUUCCGCCUCACUCCAUUCCGUCUCAACACGUCCCCCCUUUUUCCCCUCCUGAUCGCCCUCUCCCUUAUUUCCCUCCACUAUUUCUCCCCAUCCCCCUCCCUCCUGUUUCCCCCCUUCCCGCCCCCACACCCUCUUCUGCAGGGAGAACCGGAAGAGCGUGCUACAGCUGCUGCUGUGCUCAUGCUACAGGUGCGCUGCGCUGCUCUGGGGCGCUGCACCUCCACAUCCCUCACCUCCACAUCUCUCCUCUCCCCAUCCCUCCUCUUACCAUCCCUCCUCUCCCCAUCCCUCCUCUUACCAUCCCUCCUCUCCCCAUCCCUCCUCUUACCAUCCCUCCUCUCCCCAUCCCUCCUCUUACCAUCCCUCCUCUCCCCAUCCCUCCUCUUACCAUCCCUCCUCUCCCCAUCCCUCCUCUUACCAUCCCUCCUCUCCCCAUCCGUCCUCUCCCCCUCCGUCCUCUCCCCAUCCUCUCCUCUCCCCAUCCUCUCCUCUCCCCAUCCUCUCCUCUCCCCAUCCGAUCCUCUCCCCAUCCUCUCCUCUCCCCAUCCUCUCCUCUCCCCAUCCUCUCCUCUCCCCAUCCUCUCCUCUCCCCAUCCUCUCCUCUCCCCAUCCUCUCCUCUCCCCAUCCUCUCCUCUCCCCAUCCUCUCCUCUCCCCAUCCUCUCCUCUCCCCAUCCGAUCCUCUCCCCAUCCUCUCCUCUCCCCAUCCUCUCCUCUCCCCAUCCGAUCCUCUCCCCAUCCUCUCCUCUCCCCAUCCUCUCCUCUCCCCAUCCUCUCCUCUCCCCAUCCUCUCCUCUCCCCAUCCGAUCCUCUCCCCAUCCUCUCCUCUCCCCAUCCGAUCCUCUCCCCAUCCUCUCCUCUCCCCAUCCUCUCCUCUCCCCAUCCGAUCCUCUCCCCAUCCCCUCCAGGUGUUUCCCACACCGCCAUCGGCCCUGCGCCACCUCCUCAUCCCACCUUCUCACCCCUCAUCCCUUGUUCUCAUCCCUCAUCUGCACCAAAGAGCUGCUUGGGGCGCUGUGGACAGAUGGCAACGCGCAUAGUCACGCAGCAGAGGCGGACAUGGUGCUGCUGGAAUCUCUUCCCCCCUUCCCCACUUCCUCCCAUCAUCACUUCCUCCCAUCAUCACUUCCCUCUUCCCCCUCUUUCCCUGCUUUCCCCUCCCCAUCACUCUCCCUCUCCCUGGCUAUUGCAGUGACUACAUUGAUGAUUUUUUCUGGCACUGCAACUUGCUCAGAGGCCCAUCAUCCCAUGCCAUGCUCGUAG
Messenger RNA from Closterium sp. Naga37s-1, 1581 nucleotides. Lineage: Eukaryota; Viridiplantae; Streptophyta; Zygnematophyceae; Desmidiales; Closteriaceae. The record is from the annotation of a GenBank genome assembly.